Messenger RNA from Rhodamnia argentea, 567 nucleotides. Its product is annotated as MLP-like protein 34. Bases 1 to 453 code for a protein of 150 amino acids. Gene Ontology annotation, biological process: defense response. NCBI's taxonomy places the organism in Eukaryota, Viridiplantae, Streptophyta, Magnoliopsida, Myrtales, Myrtaceae. The transcript is spliced from 2 exons. The record is from RefSeq and is a predicted model, not a curated record.
AUGGCAGUGAGAGGGAAGAUGGAGGUGGAGGUGGAUCUCGAGUCAUCGGCCUAUCAGUUCUACAGCUUCUUCAGGAACACCCCACACCACCUUCCCAAAGUUUGCAGCGAUCUGCACGCUGGGGAGAUUCAUGAAGGUGAAUGGGUCUCUGGGAGCUCCACUAGGAAAUGGACUUACUCCGUCAACAGUAAAAAGGAAACAUUCAAGGAGAAGGUAGAGUUUGACGAUGAGAAUAAGAGCGUAACCCAUGUUGGCGUUGAAGGCGAUGUGUUCGACUAUUACAAGAGCUACAGGGCCACCUGGCAGGCAGUCGCUAGGGGCGGAGGACCAGCCAUCGCCAAGAUGAUCAUCGAGUACGAGAAGUUGGACGAGAGCAUGCCUCACCCGGUCAACUAUUUGGAUUUCAUGGCUAAUGUCACUAAGGACAUUGACGCUCACCUUGUCAAGGCCUAAGCCUACGUAAAUAAGCAUAAAUAAGCAGGGAGUGAUCAGCUCUAAUAAGUGCUGAACUCAGAUCUAUCUGCGUGUCUACCUCCCUCUACUAAAAAUAAUGUCUCUUUUAAAUAA